AUGUGGUCUCAAAAAACAACCAAACAGACAAACAAAAUUAAAUUAAAAAAAUUAAAGCAGCCUUUUCCAGCGGUGACGACCUACGCAGGAGAACAUGCCUCUACAAAGGAUCUCCUUCAUCCGUCUCCGGAAGAGGAGAAAAGGAAACACAAGAAGAAACGCCUGGUGCAGAGCCCCAAUUCCUACUUCAUGGAUGUGAAAUGCCCAGGAUGCUAUAAAAUCACCACGGUCUUCAGCCAUGCACAAACGGUAGUUUUGUGUGUUGGUUGCUCCACUGUCCUCUGCCAGCCUACAGGAGGAAAAGCAAGGCUUACAGAAGGAUGUUCUUUCAGGAGGAAGCAGCACUAAAAGCACUCUGAAUCAGGAUGAGUGGGAAACUAUCUCAAUAAACACAUUUUGGAU
Molecule: messenger RNA, 402 nt
Organism: Callithrix jacchus (white-tufted-ear marmoset)
Lineage: Eukaryota; Metazoa; Chordata; Mammalia; Primates; Cebidae
Source: RefSeq, a predicted model, not a curated record